Molecule: messenger RNA, 684 nt
Organism: Manduca sexta (tobacco hornworm)
Lineage: Eukaryota; Metazoa; Arthropoda; Insecta; Lepidoptera; Sphingidae
Product: synaptogenesis protein syg-2-like
Exons: 6
Coding region: 1-684 (227 amino acids)
Source: RefSeq, a predicted model, not a curated record
AUGAGGACAACCGGGAGGAUGUCGGAGAACGCCUUGUCCUUCAAAGCAGAUGCGUCGGAUAACAAAGCCCGCUAUACUUGCGAGGCAAAGAACGUCAUGAUCAGCAACACACUGAAGGCGGAGAUUGACUUAACUGUUCUGUUCGCUCCAUCCCACGUGACGAUAUCCGGCCCCACCGAAGCGAGAGUGGGGGACCCAGUGCCCUUGACCUGCAGUACAGCACCUUCCAACCCCGCAGCGGAGAUCAAAUGGGUGGUCCUCGGAAAACAGCAUAAGGAGGCAAACAAUAGAACUGCUAUAUCGCCUGAAGGUGGCUGGGUGACCACAUCCAACGUGACGGUGAUGGUGGAGCCGAAACGCACUUCCGUGGUGGUGGUAUGCCAUGGUAUCAACGGACAACUGGCAGAGAACGUGGUAGCAACACAUACCAUCAACGUGCUGUUCGCUCCAUCCCACGUGACGAUAUCCGGCCCCUCCGAAGCGAGAGUGGGGGACCCAGUGCCCCUGACCUGCAGUACAGCACCUUCCAACCCUGCAGCGGAGAUCAAAUGGGUGGUCCUCGGAAAACAGCAUAAGGAGGCAAACAAUAGAACUGCUAUAUCGCCUGAAGGUAAGGAGAAUGAACAAUCUCUUGGACUAGACAAACUAGCUCUCAUCCUACUUGAGUGUGGGGUGGCUGGGUGA